Malaclemys terrapin pileata is the source of this 1943-nucleotide messenger RNA. It is a transcript of the gene CCDC167, whose product is annotated as coiled-coil domain containing 167. NCBI's taxonomy places the organism in Eukaryota, Metazoa, Chordata, Testudines, Emydidae. The transcript has 5 exons. The coding region runs from base 206 to 499 and encodes 97 amino acids. The record is from RefSeq and is a predicted model, not a curated record.
GACCGUGCGCAUGCGCAUUCGAGGCAAAGCGAAGGAAGAUGGUUAAGAAGCGAGAGGGGCUGAGCGUCGCUCAAGAGAUCCGUGGGGUUUCUCCUGAGGAUUGCAGCUACAAGAGUAUCCCGUGCCUCUGGGGCCAUUUCUGCUCUUCCCCUGCAAACUGGGGGGCCUGGCUGGUGCUGCCGUUUGGAGUUUUUCUGUCCUGCUGAUGUCGUGUUCCUGCUCUCCAACUUACUCCCUUCUCACUUGGAUUGAUGGCCUGGAGGAGAAGCUGUCCCUCUGCAGACAAAGCAUGGAGGAGGUGGACCUUAAGCUGCGCAGAGAGGAGCUCAGUCCUGAAGGAAGAAAGUCACUGGAGAGAGAGAGAAGCCUGCUUGUGACCAAAGCUGAAACCUAUGAGAAAGAACUAAAAGUGCUCCGUCAGGAAAAUCGCAAGAACGCAGCCAUUGCAAUGGCCAUAGUACUGUUGAUUAUUGUUGUUUACACCUGCUGGACAAUGUAAUCAUGGUUCAGAACUCUCACUACUGACCACAGGGCUCCACCGCAAAGACCUCUUCCUUCUCCAGCUGAUGUGUCUCCCACCCAUGGGGCUGGUCAGCUUUUCAGACCAUUAGGCACCUGCAGUCUUCAUGGCCUGGACAGCCUUAUCUCUGGCAGCUGAGGAUCUUGAAGGCAACGGGAAGCUAAAGACACAGCACAAAUGGGGUUGGAGAGCAGACUGAAGUUCAGCUGGAGCCACCUGCUCCACAUACUGUCCUGAGGGGCCCGUGGAACAGAGACUGCAAAUUAAUUUCAGGGGGAUGAAUGACCCAAGUUCCCCUUUUCCUAGUGGGCCUUCUCUGUUCCUUGCUGUUCACUACAAGGCUUUGGAGCCUGAAAUCCUCUCUGCUCAGCCCAGGCAGAACCUGGGAAAGCUUCCCUCUUGCUGUGCCUCAACCCUGAGCUGAAGGGACCAAUCUCUAGAGCUCAAAGGGGGAGUUCAGUCAUUGUGCCCCUCUCCUGUGAUUGCCAAAAAUCCCCAUGUGUAGUAGUACCAGUUAUAGGGACACACUUCAAAAUAUCUUCCCGGUAACCUGAAGGGGGCUAGAGGAGUCACAACCUGAAAAUGGGGUCUUCGGGGUGGUGUUUUCCUGCCACUCAGCCAAAUGAACUCAGAGGGCAGGAAGACAAUAGCAGUUCCUAAACCCUGGGUGUUGGUGUGUGUCUAUGUACAGCCCCCCCCCCCCCCCCCCCGAGGCAGGGCCCAGCAAAGAGAACUGCAGUCUGAGAGGGAUAGUUCUGCGACACCAAGGAUUAAAACUCACUGGCUUAAUGGCAGGGCGCUCUGAACUCAGGGCUGAAGCUGUAUUGUUUUUUAAAUAAAGUCAUUUGAACAUAUGAAAGAGCAAAUGCAUCAUUCUAUAGCCUCCCCCUGCCUGUGCACUUCCUGCAGCUGGAAAUCCAACUAAUCAGCAACCAGAUAGCUAGUAUGAGGCUCUUCACUCAAGGCAGUGUCAGCCAGGCUGUAACACCAUGACUUCAGAAUGCACCAUCCCAUCCGUUCCAACACUGCAGGGAACAGUCUAGGCAUCAGUGGGCAGAAUCUUACUGAUUUUGCUGAAAAAUCAGAAAAAACAAAUGGGGCUACAUGGAGCCCCGGGCAUCUGGUUAGCAGAACUACCAGCUUCAAUCACCUGCAACCAUCUAUAGAUCAAAGACCUGGUUGAUGGCAGCUGUUAACACACCCCAGUACAACAACAUCCCUUAUUUUAGCUCUGCGCAGCCCCCCCCCCCACUACCAUUUAAAUACACCACCACCCUGAAAGAGGGGGAGGGGGCACACAGAGCGCCUGGCAUGGGGAUAAUAAGGGGUGGGUUACAGCAAGUCCCUGAAAUGGAGGGGUAUGGGAGGGUGGCACACAGAUGACUUGUGGGGUAGACUGGAUGGGGCACAAGGAGUCCCUGGG